Rotaria sordida is the source of this 1239-nucleotide messenger RNA. The record is from the annotation of a GenBank genome assembly. Lineage: Eukaryota; Metazoa; Rotifera; Eurotatoria; Philodinida; Philodinidae.
CGUUCCGAAGAUAUUGCUUCUAUUUUUGAACGUGCUAUCAAACGUGAGCAACAAUAUGAACAAAAUCGUAUGAAUACACGAUGUGUUGUUUUCUUAGAUGAAGCCUCAUUACCUAAUGAAAAGAAAAUGGUCUUAAAAGUAUUACAUCCUUAUUUAGACGAAUGUAAAGUAGCAUUUGUGGCAAUUGCUAAUACAGCAUUUGAUGCAGCUAAUGCUAAUCGAAUGAUUUGUAUUUAUCGUUCAUUACCAUCUGAAGAUGAUCAAAAAAUUUUAGCCUAUGGUUGUUUGGGUUUACAAUUAGAAAAACGACAAUCAACUAUUGAUGAUCGUCUUGAUAAGAUAAUUUAUGGUUUAUGUCAUGGUUAUCGACGAAUACUUUAUUCAUUAGAUAUUCCUCAUAUAUUUCAUGAUCGUGAUUUUAUCUAUAUUUUAUUACGAGCAUUAGAAGAUAAUUUUAAUGGAAUUCGAAUGGAAGAAUUUGAUAAAUUAGUUGAUAUAUUUGCUACAGCUGUUGGAGAACAAUGUUCUGAUUUUCGAACAUUAAUCACCGAAAAACAACAUAUUCAACGUAAUAUUCCAACAAUUCUAUGUAAUUCAAUGAAAUUAGAUCCAAUACAUCGUCGUCUUUAUGGUAGAUAUAAAUUAAUAAUUGAUGAAUCUGAAGAUGAAAGUGCUGUUCAUCUUCUAUUUCAAUUUGGUAUUCUUAAUUCUGAUCCAAAUCGAACGACUGUUUUUCGUAUGUCUGAUUUUCCUGAUGAUAUCAAUAAUGAAUUACGAAAUGUUGAAAUUUUAUCAAAUAUUAAAUUAUGUAUGGAAACAGGUAAAACUAUUUUAAUGAUUAAUACAGGUCGUAUUCAUGAUUCAUUAUAUGAUGUUUUUAAUCAAAAUUUUUCUAUAAUGGCUACUGAAGAAAGUAGAAAAAUAUUUUCUAAAGUAUCUAUUGGUCCAAAAACAAUCGAUGUUAUUGUACAUGAAAAUUUUCAAUGUAUUAUUCAUAUUAAACGAAGUGAAUUUAAAGAUAUUCCAGCACCAUUUUUAAGUCGUUUUCAAAAAUAUUCUUUAAGUAUAGAAGAUUUUUAUACAAUUCAAUUAAAAGAAAUUUCUAUUGAAGAACAAAAUUUUAUGAAAAAUAUUGAAAUAAAAAUUCAAUCAUUUAUUGAUCAUUUUGGAAAAGAAUAUUUCUAUGGAUUUAAUAAUGAAACAUUAUAUUCAUAUCUUUUAUUAUUUAUUAAAAAAUAA